Molecule: messenger RNA, 820 nt
Organism: Chelonia mydas (Green sea turtle)
Lineage: Eukaryota; Metazoa; Chordata; Testudines; Cheloniidae
Product: endonuclease G, mitochondrial
Exons: 1
Biological process (GO): apoptotic DNA fragmentation
Cellular component (GO): nucleus; mitochondrial inner membrane
Molecular function (GO): single-stranded DNA endonuclease activity; RNA endonuclease activity; metal ion binding
Source: RefSeq, a predicted model, not a curated record
GCUACGGCGGACGAGUAUCACUGGGCUACCAACACCGACUACCGCGGCAGUGGCUUCGACUGGGGCCACCUGGCGGCCGCCGCCACCCACAGGGGGAGCCAGAAGGCUAUGCAGGACACCUUCUACCUGAGCAACAUGGUGCCCCAGAAUCCUCAUUUGAACCAGAAAGCCUGGAAUAACCUGGAGAAAUACUGCAGGAGUUUAACAAAGUACAUCAAGAACGUAUAUGUCUGCACUGGCCCACUCUUCCUACCCAGGAUGGAGGCAGAUGGGAAGAUGUACAUCAAGUACCAGGUGAUUAGCAAGAACCAUGGGGCAGUCCCUACGCACUUCUUCAAAGUACUCAUCCUAGAGAAGCUCAAUGGAGAGAUUGAGCUGCGCUCCUACCUGAUGCCCCACAGCCCCGUGGAGGAGACAAUCCCACUUGAACGUUUCCUGGUUCCUAUUGAGAGAAUCGAGCGGGCAGCCGGGCUGCUGUUCGUUCCUAACAUCUUGAAAAGAACAAAUCGUUUACAAGCCAUCACGCCUGGACGCAACAGCUGAACUCACUCAGGGGAUGGAUGACAGAACAUGCUGAGGUGAAGGCAUCCAGUGGAAGGGACUUAACUGUAGUAAUUAUUUAUCAGAGGUAUGUAUGGGCUCAAAUUUAUUCUUUUCCUGCCCCCCCCCCAGCUAUUUUUUUUUUAAAUGGUCUGGGAGCUUUUCAUGGGCCUGCACUAAUUAAUAGGGUGGCCUGUUUCCUGAGGAUGCAAAUACCAAAGAUGCUGUACCCUUGGCCCUAAAAAUGGCUGCUGGAACUUAAUAAAGUCAGUACAGUAUU